Molecule: messenger RNA, 2091 nt
Organism: Folsomia candida
Lineage: Eukaryota; Metazoa; Arthropoda; Collembola; Entomobryomorpha; Isotomidae
Gene: Dbp21E2
Product: probable ATP-dependent RNA helicase DDX28
Exons: 10
Coding region: 131-1969 (612 amino acids)
Molecular function (GO): nucleic acid binding; ATP binding
Source: RefSeq, a predicted model, not a curated record
UGAGAUACUCUUAUAGCACCGCGAUGCAGUUUCACAUGUUCAGCAGUGCAAUUUCUGCAUUUAGUUAUACAUGCAAUGUACAGUGUGCAUUGUCUACACCGUCUUUGUUUAAUUGAUUAAUUCAUUAAAAAUGGUCUCAAAAAUUGUUUUUACAAAGUAUCUCACAUUACAUAACUCUCACUUCCCAGUGUGCACUUUUCACUGUUCAUCCAUCUGGGAUUCAAUAAAUAGAUCAUCAACUUCAUACAACAGUCUUUGCAAUCGUCGAGAUGCGGCGUCAGCAUUAUCAUCAUCGUUUUGUGGGUCGAUUCUUGUUGACUUAUCCCGACGAGGACUUCAUUCUGUACCCCAACUCGUCUACAAGGGUCCGGAAGAAAACGUAGCCGAAGAUCCGACGCCACGUGCUGACGACCACGUCAUCACUGUUCCAGUCCAUUUGAAGAAUCGGUUAGAACGAAAAAUGAUAAAGGAGAGUACGAGAGGUCAUCAGAGGAUGAAGAUUGUGGAGAAAUCUAGGGCAGGAAAUUCGUCGAAAGCGAUUAUCAACUGUAAACUACCAAUUUUUAAUUAUUAUCUGGGUCAGUCUUAUGCUAGAGGAGAAGAAAUUCCACUGGCUUCAAAAAAUUGGCAUCAUCGAAAAGCAGCAGGGGAUUGGUUCAGAAUUAAGCCUGUAGUGAAACCGGCCGCAUUCGGGUUUUCUACAACAGUAAAAGACACAACGUUCGAGGAUUUAGGUAUAAAAGCAGAAAUUGUGACCAGGCUACAUGAUAACAAGGCGUUGAAACCUACAUUAGUUCAGGAACUUGCAAUUCCUCAAAUUAUGAAGGGGUCUCACAAUCUUAUAACUGCGGAGACGGGAUGUGGUAAAACUUUGGCGUACAUGAUUCCUCUGAUUCAGCAAAUAUUGGUUGAAAAGAAGAGGCGAUUAAGACGUGGAGCUAAUCAACCUUUGGCCAUCAUUUUAGUGCCGAGUCAUGAGCUUGCUAGUCAAAUAUUUUAUGUUGCUACAAAACUCUCAUACGGGUUGGGAGUCAACGUAAAAUUACUCCAACAUGGGAAUUUAGGAUCAAAAAUAGCCACUCCAGCUUCCGACGUUAUUGAUUUAUUAAUAUCUACGAUCCAUGUGGUAUCCACGCUAAAAUCGGCUGGAGUGUAUGGAAUUAACAAAGUACAUCAUGUUGUUUUGGAUGAGGCCGACACAUUAUUGGAUGACAGUUUUUCACCCGAUGUGAUCAAUUUUUUACGGAGUUUUAAUUUUUACCCUGGACAACACCACGUAACACAGUUAAGCUUGGUCAGUGCAACGUUGCCUAAAACUGUGGAAUCAACCGUUGCUGAGCUUGUGCCCGAGGAAAGUAUGAACCGAAUUUCUACUCCAAAUAUACAUUGUGUCAUGUCACACGUUCCACAAAAUUUUCUUCGCCUAAGAAAGAGUCAGAAACCUGAAAAGCUUCUCGAAAUUGUGAAGAUUGAUUUAGAAACUGAGAAUCCCCUCAUAAUAUUCUGCAAUACUACCAAAACAUGCGACUGGCUGCGUAUCAUGUUGACUGACAAUAAUAUUCCAUGUAUUGCUGUACAUGGCGAGACACGCCCCAUGCAUAGGAAAGGAUUAAUGGAUAAAUAUCAAAAUGGCAACGUUAAUAUAAUGAUCUGUACUGACUUGGGCUCACGUGGUAUUAAUACAAUUCGGACACGACAUGUCCUUAACUACGACUUUCCAAUGUUUACCGCUGACUAUAUACAUCGAUGUGGGCGAACGGGAAGAGUUGGUUCUACGGGUAAAUGUAAGGUGACCAACUUUAUUGCUAGAAGAUUUGAAUUUCAAGUUGUUCAAGAAAUAGAGAGAAGUGUUCGUCAAGAUGUGUCGCUGUCAAAAGUUGAUGCAAACAUUAAACGCCUUCUGAAUGCUAGAUAUGGUAUGCAUAAGCCAAUUACUGGCAAUGACGACGAUGAAGAUGAUGAUGAAUAAAGGGAUUCACGAAGUAUUUAUGAUAUGUGUAUAUGUACAAACAUAUGUAAGUAUAGACUUGACGUUGUUAUUGUUUUAAUUUGGUACGUUCCGUCAUAAUAAAUUAAUCAUACCUAUUUGAA